Messenger RNA from Durio zibethinus, 840 nucleotides. The record is from RefSeq and is a predicted model, not a curated record. NCBI's taxonomy places the organism in Eukaryota, Viridiplantae, Streptophyta, Magnoliopsida, Malvales, Malvaceae.
AUGACAGGUUCAUCUGUUACCAACAAAAAGAAGCAUGAAUUUUCAACUGGAAGCCGGGUUUGUGUUUCUGAUGAAUUUGACAUCAUCAGGAUAACAAAGACAAUUCUCCUCUCAGUCACCUCGGAGACAUGUGAUAUGAACAAUUUGAAUUUGCUUCAAGUCAAAUUAAAGGAGAAGCUAUGGGGAAAGAAAUUCUUGCUUGUAUUGGAUGACGUUUGGAACGAUAACUACAACCAUUGGUUGGCGCUUCGAUCUCCUUUUGAUGCAGGGGAACCAGGAAGCAAAAUAAUUGUCACAACACGUAGUUCCAAAGUUUCAUCAAUUAUGACAAAUGCCGCAGACUACUCUUUGCAAUGCUUAUCAGAAGAAGAUUCUCUCAGAAUGCUUGCUCAUAACGCAUUAGAAAGAGAGGAUUUUACAGGGCAUCCAGACUUAAAAGAGAUCAGCUUGGAGAUCUUGAAGAAGUGUGGUGGUUUGCCUUUGGCAACAAAAACCAUUGGAGGACUAUUGCGCACAAAUGUGAAUUAUGAUGCAUGGAAAGUUAUAUUAGAGAGUGAUAUUUGGAAUCUGCCUCAACAUGGAAGUGACAUAAUUCCAGCUCUAUGGUUGAGUUACUAUUAUCUUCCUUCACAAUUAAAGCAAUGUUUUGCUUAUUGCUCUCUAGUCCCUAAAGAUUAUGAAUUUGGUGAGGAAGAAAUAGUUCAAUUAUGGAUGGCCGAAGGCUUCCCAAUGGAGCAGACACUAAAAGGCAAAUUGAAGAUUUGGGCCGCCAGUGUUUUGAAGAACUGGUAUCAAGAUCAUUCUUUCAAGCAUCUAGCCAGGAUGAAUCUCUGUUUGUAA